GAGUGCAAGGCAAGAAAACAGCAACCCGUGUGGGGGCGUCACCUGACCUUCCUUUCAUUUUCCAAGUAAAAAUCAAGAAGGAAACCCUCACUUUCCGUAGUCUUUCUUGUAUGAAAGAUGAAUUUAGCACUUUUUGGAUGCUUUACUUGUUUUCUGGGAUUGGUUUUGUGAAUAUUUGUAUUGGUUUUUGAUCUAGAGUAAAGAAAUGGCAAAACCCAGAACAGAAAAUGGGGUGUAUAAUACUUUUUCGGAGGGUAAACCAAUAGCAGCGUCCUCAACAUUAACAUCACAGGUUGAUUCUUAUGAUAGGGAGUCCAGGAAUAUGAUUAUGAAUUCGGCCCCAGGUGCGAAUAGUUCAGAUCUAACCCUUCAAAUACCUCCAAGGCCUGGGGGUUUUGGGAGCAGCCGUAGGGGCAAAGGUUUACUCCAGUUUCCAAGUGUCUUAAAUGGAAAUUAUUCAAUUGGAGGCUUUCUUCGGGGUCUAAGCUAUAAGAAAAGGGUCACUGCAACAGAUGGCGAAAGACGCCCUCUCCUUAGUUCAGAAAGCCCAGUUUUUGCCAAUCCCAUGCCAAACAUUAAUUGGAAAAGGCGUACUUCCCUUCCUGUCACUCGUGCAACGAUCCUGUCACCUCCAGUUAUUACGCCUACAUCUGCAAGGACUCUUAGCGAAAGACAAAAGUCUUUGGUACGUACUUCGCAAACUACUGUUUUGAGGUCCCUCUCGGUGCUUGGGAGGAAUCUCGUUAUUGUAAGGUCAUCAUCUUUUGCUGCUCGUGAAAAUCCUGCUCCAGAUGCUGAUAGCGGUCAAAUAACACCUGAUCCUGCCCAUAAGGAUCAAGAGAUUCCUCAAGAAGAAGCUUCCUGCAGGAUCUGUUUCGAUACCUGUAAAGAAAGAAAUACACUCAAGAUGGAAUGCUGCUGUAAAGGUGCACUCCAACUCGUACAUGAAGAUUGUGCAAUCAGAUGGUUUAGCGAUAAAGGAGACAGAGUAUGUGAUGUAUGUCGAAAAGAAGUUUCAAAUUUACCGGAGACUUUGCUUCGGGUGCCAAAUGAUACUCAAAGAAAUAUAAGGUACCAGAAUCGACAAGGUUUGAAUGCGACGAGCAGAUGGCAAGAUAUUGUGGUUCUCUUCUUGAUAAGCACAUUUUGCUAUUUCUUCUUCCUUGAGCAGCUACUGAUUGGCGAGAUGAAAAAUCAGGCACUUAUCAUUGCUGCCCCAUUCUCUUUUGCCAUAGGUCUUACAGCCUCUAUUUUUGCAGUUAUCUUAGCAAUUAAAGAGCACAUAUGGAUUUAUGCAGCUCUUGAGUUUGCACUUGUGGCCCUGACUCUCCAUCUUUUCUAUUCAAUGCUUCAUAUACCCCCUGUUUAUGCGAUCCUGCUAUCAUCUGUCUUGGGAUUUGGAGUGGCUAUGAGUCUCAACUUUUUGUACAUUCGUUACUUUUCCUGGCGGGUUCAAGUUGCUGAAAACUCUAACCUGGUAUAAUUGUAUACCAGAGAGAUAUGAGAUUGGUCGGAUAUGAACCAGUAGCAGGAAGUAUUAGUUGCUUAACUGCAAAGAUACAGGAUCUGGGAUGCAUAUUUAACAAGCUUUGUGUAAUGUCAAUUUUUUAAAAUCAUCCAAGGGCCAGUAGAAGUUCAAAUCGAUUCAUUGAUGAGGAGUUUAUGACUGUUUUGUUUAUGGUGAACGUUGUCAAUUUUAUGCCCCGCAAGCAUAUGAGUCGUAACAAGUAGUUUAAUGGACCUUUAAGUCCGGAUUAUCUUCCCCACGAUGACUAUACUUUAAUGUCUAAUUUAAUAUUUUUAAAUACUAUUUGGCAAAAGUAAACAAA
This is a messenger RNA of Olea europaea var. sylvestris, 1829 nucleotides long. RefSeq lists its product as uncharacterized. The coding region runs from base 206 to 1483 and encodes 425 amino acids. Gene Ontology annotation, molecular function: zinc ion binding. The transcript has 8 exons. The record is from RefSeq and is a predicted model, not a curated record. NCBI's taxonomy places the organism in Eukaryota, Viridiplantae, Streptophyta, Magnoliopsida, Lamiales, Oleaceae.